AUGAGAAUCCAGCCAGGCUAUCCAUUGCUGGUUGCAGCACUGCUGGAGACUCCAGCCCACGGGAGCGCACGUAGUCUCGGAGGGCAGCCGGGGGGGGUGGGGGGUGGGGGGGGGGGGGGGGAGGUUAACACCUCCCCCCGCCACACCCGCCCUUCUGGUGCUCGGGGGGGGGGGGGGGGGGGCGGGGGGGGGGGGGGGGGGGGGGGGGGGGGGGGGGGGGUUAAGAGACACCCAUUCGGAAACAGGUGCCCACCCACGUACUGGCAUCUCCUCACUCGGGGCAUGGGGAGGAUGGACCUGUUCCCAAAUGGAUCAGAGGUGGGCUUCAAACUUUUCCCUCUGAGGAAGUCGCAUGGACAAAUGAGCUCCUGCAGAGUGGACCCAAUAAACAUGGGCCACUUCUGA
Molecule: messenger RNA, 405 nt
Organism: Knipowitschia caucasica
Lineage: Eukaryota; Metazoa; Chordata; Actinopteri; Gobiiformes; Gobiidae
Source: the annotation of a GenBank genome assembly